UAUUUGAUAUCACACAAGCAUCCUGCAGAACAUUAUGAGCCGAUCCCCGAUUCAAUCACAGGUUCAUUUUUCUAACAACUUAAGGGGUCACUCCAAACAUGGCUGCACACAGUAUGGGCAGGUGUUUUUGCUUUGCUCGGACAAACGAGCGAAGGGGGAAGCAUAAAAGCCCUAAUCAUGGUUUCAUUUGUCAACCAACAUCAAGACCAAUCAUCUGGGUAGCAACUCUGGCACUACUGAUUUCUUCUGUGAGUUGUAAGGAUGCUCCUCAACAGAAAACCCCACCCAGUGAAGCAUCUUCAUCUCAGGAACAUACAAAGCCCUCUCCGCCUUCAGACAAGACAGCCACUGACAAACACGGUAUGACACUCCCUAUCGAUACAAUCAGCAGGAGCCGAGACCACAUCUUUGACCUCCUGAAUCUUGACCGGCAGGGGCUUCUUCUGGAUGCAAAGUUUGUCCAGGACAGCAUUGAGAAGAUGAAGAACAUAUACCACCUAUCCAUUGAGCCCAUGGCAGAGGCUUACAAGUUUGAGACUAUGGGACACCCAGCCCUGUCAGAUGGUGAGCUUGAUGCCAAGCCCAUGGUAUUAUUUCUUGGGCCAUGGAGUGCAGGCAAAUCAACCAUGAUCAACUAUCUUGUUGGACUGGAGGAUGAACAGCGACUACCAACAGGGGCAGAGCCAACGACAGCAGAUUUCACAGUCGUAAUGCAUGGUAGCCAGUAUCGCUCUGUGGAGGGCCUUGUACUUGCUACAGAUGGAAAGAGGUCAUUUGGUAGCUUGGAGAGGUUUGGCAAUGGGUUCUUGGAGCGGUUUUACGGGAUGGAGUACCCACACAAGAUGCUGGAGAAAGUGACGCUUGUGGACACACCUGGCAUCAUUGAGAACCGUAAGCAGCAGGAACGGGGAUACCCUUUUAACGAGGUCUGUGAGUGGUUCAUGGACCGUGCUGAUCUCAUCUUUGUGGUGUUUGACCCCACAAAGUUAGAUGUUGGGACAGAGCUCGAGUCCACAUUCAAGCGCUUGAAGGGACGCGAGUCCCAGAUCAGGAUCAUAAUGAACAAAGCAGACACUAUAGCACCAAAUGAGCUGAUGCGUGUGUAUGGUGCUCUAUUCUGGAAUCUUGCCCCCCUUAUCAAUGUGACUGAGCCACCACGUGUCUAUGUUGGUUCUUUCUGGCAGAAACCUUUCCAGCUCCAGACAUACAAGGAUCUCUUCUUGUCUGAAGAGAAAUCUCUACUGAUAGAUCUAAACAACAUGAUUGAAAACCAACUGCACAACAAGAUAGCUACAGUCCGUCGUCGGGCUAAAGAAAUCCGUACCCAUGCCGUGACAGUCAAUGAAUACCUAAAGAAAUUUAAUCGCAAUAAGCCCAUUGCCCUGAUGGGCAAUCCAGAGGACACCAUGCGUGACAUUGUCCAGAACCCUGACAAGUAUAACAUAUUCAAGACAGUCUUAGCACACGCCAACAUCAGCAAGUAUGAUCUGCCAGACCCAGAGGAGUUCAAGACCUUUUUUGCCAUCAACCCAAUCGAUUCUUUUCAACCACUGGAAACUCAAUGCAGUUACUUCUCAGGUUGUUUAUUGGAUCGCAUCGAACAGGCAAUCUCCAUAGAUCUGCCCAAACUUCUGGAGUCCAUCCAGAAGGAAUCUGGGCUGAGUGGUGAGUGCAGCACACAGGGAGGAUGCAUACAAUCCGAGAAAAAUAUGUACUCUAAACCCUGACAAUAAUAAAGAAUUGCAAGUGUGGAACCCCCCCCCCAACAAUUAAGUUGAAUUCAACUUAUGUGGUACCAGGCUGGUUUAAAAUCAAUUGCUUGAAUUCCUAUUUUAUUACAUGUACUAUGCACUGACUGAACCAUUCCAAAUUCACAUUUUGAACAGUUACUAAAACGAAUCGUUAUUUUCUAUUGUGCAGUUCCACUCUUUAGUUUAUCCUGAAAAACUAAAUGCACUUGGCUGGACCGAAAGGGAGGCAUUUUGCACUUUAGAAGUUUGUCCCCAUUCUUUUGUAUUUUACAUGUAAAAGAUACUUAACAUUGUAUGAUUUACACAUGUAGAUUGUUGGUGACAGUCCCUAUCAUUAAGUCUGAAUCAAUUUUGAAAUUACACUGGACAGCAAAAGAAACUUGCCACUUCUGUCAAAGGCCACACAUAA
Molecule: messenger RNA, 2160 nt
Organism: Acanthaster planci (crown-of-thorns starfish)
Lineage: Eukaryota; Metazoa; Echinodermata; Asteroidea; Valvatida; Acanthasteridae
Product: sarcalumenin-like
Molecular function (GO): GTP binding
Source: RefSeq, a predicted model, not a curated record